Messenger RNA from Hyaena hyaena (striped hyena), 1257 nucleotides. RefSeq names its product serine protease 58-like. Gene Ontology annotation, biological process: proteolysis. The record is from RefSeq and is a predicted model, not a curated record. Bases 441 to 1151 code for a protein of 236 amino acids. NCBI's taxonomy places the organism in Eukaryota, Metazoa, Chordata, Mammalia, Carnivora, Hyaenidae. Gene Ontology annotation, molecular function: serine-type endopeptidase activity. The transcript is spliced from 5 exons.
GGGUCAAUGGGACAUGUAGAAGGAAGGGUGCUAGUAACACAUUGUGGGGGAAGGGACCGGUGAAAAGAACUGAGAGGCUGGGGGAGAGACUUGGGAUGAAUUUGAACUCCACGGAAGGUCUGCUUGACACCUGCUUUGGAAUUCUUUUCCCUCGAUGAGGUGGAUGAAGCUCAGAUCCCUGCUCAUCUUCCGAUAGGGCCGGCCUCAGUCAGACUGAGAUUUUCAUGCCUACUGACAGAGUUCAGUGGCUGUGAUUGAUGAAACCGCAUUCACACUGAGGGUCCAGAGUGGGAGGAGACCCCCCUAGAUGAUAGACUUCUGUAGAAUCCGUAUCCUCAGAUCUCUUGCCUGCACCUUCUCCUGCUGUCCAGAAUCCCCACGCAGGGCGUAAGUUAGUUUCCACUACAUCCAUGUCCUCAGCAUAGGAUUCAGGCAUCAACAUGAAUUGUAUCCUGUUAACCUUACUGAUGGUGACUGGUGGUGUUUCAUUUGUUAGUGAAGAGAUGGAAGAGUUGAAUCAUCUCUACUUAUUCUACCUGAAUUCAAGUUAUCAGUCUUGUGUGGGAACUCUGAUUGCCCCCCAGUGGGUGUUGACGGCAGCGCACUGCUUCUUACCAGAUCUUUGGGUCAUCUUCCAUGAUAGUUCCGCAAAUCUUCGAGACUUUCAUGGAGAGAUUUUACCUUAUGAGAAGAUCAUUAUUCACCCAAACUUCACUGCCACCUCUCCUAAAAAUGACCUCAUGCUGAUAAAGUUGUCUGUACCUUUCACGUUCUUCUCCACCAAUAUUUUUCAGUUGCCCACUCUCAAGAAUGUAGUUAAAGAUUGCUUGAUCUACACUUGGUUACAGACUAAAGACUUUAUUGGAAAUUCACAUAGUAAGCUGCAAAGUGUCACGGCUCAGUUGAACUUUAAUGUAAACUGCAAAGGAAUACUGGGCGAAAAACUCCUUGAAGACAUGUUCUGUAUGGGACCCACGCUGGGAAGUCAGGAUCACUGCCAGGUGGUCACAGCUGCACCAGCCAUAUGUGGUGGUGAAUUACAGGGAAUUUUGUCUUGGGAAACCGGAUGUGUUCUAACAGGAUACAUUGUUGUCUUCACUGACCUACACAGCUACGUGCCAUGGAUCAAGAACAUUGUUUCUACAAAAUAAGCUGAAGUAGAGCUCCAUUGAUACCCUUACCUCCCAGCUGAUCCACGGCAACCACAUUGUAUACCACAGUCCCAGGCUUUCCUAGGACCCAGGCUUCACUGGUGUU